AUGCUUGCGUGUACCACCGAUUAUUACAACAUUGGCGCAGAACCUAAAGUGCCUGAUACUGGUCUUGAGAAGGUAAAGGAUUACUUACAAAUUAAUAUUGAACCUGUUAUGGAGUCAGCACUUUAUACGGGUUUGACGAAUCAGCUGGCGGAAAGUGUGAUGCGACUUCGUGACGAAUAUCGUAAUGUCAACGAGAAUUUGGAGUAUCCGAGCGUCUUGUUUGGAUUAAACCAGUUCAUAGCAAAGGAUUAUGUACGUUGCCAUACGACCAUGGCCGAUUUACAGCUUAUGAAGAUGAUGCACUUUGCACAACGUCUACUGCUGGGGUAUGCGAAUAGCAACUUCUCAGUUAAGAAAGCUGGAGAUCCAAAACUGCUAAAAGACAAGUACUGCAAUGGAAUGGUCUACAUAGACAUGUCAGAGAAGCUUUCAAGUUAUCGAAAGAAACGUAUCACCCUUAUAGACGCAGAGGUCAAGCGCAUUGCCUGGAACGUCGACAACAUUCCCUCUGUGAAGGCUACUGGUAAAUUGUCUCUUUUGAUAGAUGCAUUUUCCCAUGUUUCUCCACUUUUAGCGUAUGGAUGUCCUAUCAUACUCAUCGGACUUAACUACAUAUGGUAA
Babesia sp. Xinjiang is the source of this 621-nucleotide messenger RNA. RefSeq lists its product as uncharacterized. The transcript has a single exon. Bases 1 to 621 code for a protein of 206 amino acids. Lineage: Eukaryota; Apicomplexa; Aconoidasida; Piroplasmida; Babesiidae. The record is from RefSeq and is a predicted model, not a curated record.